Molecule: messenger RNA, 1051 nt
Organism: Aegilops tauschii subsp. strangulata
Lineage: Eukaryota; Viridiplantae; Streptophyta; Magnoliopsida; Poales; Poaceae
Source: RefSeq, a predicted model, not a curated record
UUUAAUGGAACUUUUUCUGCACAAGAGAUAGUUCGAUGCUAGCGGCUACUAACUUUUCUUCUCUGCAGAGACGCUUUGCUAGUGAUCAGACCAGGAAGGCAUACACAGCAUUGAACGAGCAGUUCGAUGCGUACACCGGGGUCAUCUGGCAGCCCUACACGGAAGCAGCCAUACAAGCGAGAUACCCUGCUGGUAUGUCUGUGCUAUGCACAAGGGACCGAGAUUACUGGAUGACAAAAUCUAAGAUCAUCUUCGAUGUCUUCGUCGAGGAGAUGGCACAACAGAGGGUUAUGAGGCAAUUUGGUCUUCUGCAGUUGGAGCUACCUCCCCCUAUAGAGAACCCGGUGCCAGCACACAUCCACAGGACGACAAGGAAGGGCAUGAACAGGACAACUGCUGACUGGCUAGUUAGACUAGAGCCGUAUGUUAAAGAAUGGGAGACAGCAAACACAAAUCUAUGGCACGAGAAUCACAAUUUCGAUCUCGAUGAAUUCAAUCUCUAUUUGCAGCGCUACAUGACCGGAACACGGUUACGCAUUGUUGAGUACUCCCACCCAGAGGAGAUACCGGAUCCUACUCCGUCGGAUAUGUACCCGAGCUAUGAUACUUCGGGCUCUAGGCAGUACGCGGCUACCUUGACACGCGAACUCUACGACGACGUGACCACCUUUGGACGAUCACUAUCGUCUGGACCUCUUCUUCAUCAUCGUCCAGUGAUACAGCCCUUCUUGGAAAGAAUUCAGAAUAAGAUACAGACUGUGUAGGAGGCUAUCACGUACAUAGUCAUGGAUAUCAGGCGUCUAUGUCGGCAUCACAUGAUACGUGGGGGAGUGAUCAACAUCCCGAGGACAACAUACAGGCUCAGAUGUCGCAGCACACCCAGUGGAUGAACAUAUUUUCGACUCCUCCACCAGGCCCCACACAGGACACACAGCAUGACCAGGGAGAGUGAGAUUCCUCCUCGUCACAUUAGGGCACCCGACAGGUUGGGAUGGUCCCCGAUUCCAGAUCCGCCUCCCCGCCAGGCCAGACGUCGUCACUGACGCUUCUA